This is a messenger RNA of Melospiza melodia melodia, 1825 nucleotides long. It is a transcript of the gene SERPING1, whose product is annotated as serpin family G member 1. The record is from RefSeq and is a predicted model, not a curated record. NCBI's taxonomy places the organism in Eukaryota, Metazoa, Chordata, Aves, Passeriformes, Passerellidae. Gene Ontology annotation, biological process: negative regulation of endopeptidase activity. Gene Ontology annotation, molecular function: serine-type endopeptidase inhibitor activity.
AUGGGCAGGGUUUAUUUACCGGGCACACUCUUAGGGACGGGGCCGGAAUUCUGGACACACCCCUGGGCGGGGCCGCCCCGCCGGGGAAACGAAACUGAAACGUGCCGGGGUGUUUGUCACCCCGCACCGGAGACCCUGCACCCCGGCGGGGUCGGGUCAGAGCCGGCCAGAUCUCCCGCGCCGCUGGACACGCAGGGACCGACCCGCCGGGCACCCAGCAUGGCCAUCAAGACACUCUGGCUGCCUCUGGCCUGGCUGGUGGCCACAGCCACGGUCACUGUCACCCCGGUGCUCGCUCUGGAGGCCCCUUCCAGCUGGACGCCACUGUUUGGGGAGCCCCCAACACCUCCUGUGCCCCCUGCUCGCACCCCCGCUCCCUCGCAGGACGUGGGGACCCCCAGCGCUCACCCCGAGGGGCUGCCGGGCUGGGAUGCCCCCAGCCCCACAGCGACAGAGGGGGCACUGGAGGAGCUGGACCCCAUUGGCACCACGGCAGUGCCCCCGCCCGGCACCAGCGCCCCGCCGUGCCCUGGGGACGAGGAGCCGCCCGACGCCUGCGGGGAGCCCACGGGGGAGCAGCGGGCUGCCGUGGCCGAGGCUCUGGGCACCUUCGCCCUCCGCUUCUACCAGCGCAUGGCAGAGGAGGCCGGGCCCGACGCCAACCUGCUCUUCUCCCCCAUCACCGUCGCCACGGGGCUCUCGCACCUGCUGCUGGGCGCCCGCGGAGAAACCCAGGAGCGUCUGGCCGCCCUGCUGGCGUACCCGCCGGGGCUGCACUGCGUGCACGGCGCCCUGCAGCAGCUGGCCAGCACGCCAGGCCUCUUCUCGGCCGCCCAGAUCUUCCCAACCCAGGUGAGGCGGGCACCGGAGCUGCAGCUCCGGCCCCGCUUCCUCAACGACUCCCUGCGCUUCUACGGCGCCCGCCCGCACGCCCUGAGCGGCAACGAGAGCCUGGACCUGCAGCGCAUCAACGCCUGGGUGCGGGAGGCCAGCAAGGGGCUGCUGCCCUCGCUGCUCUCCGCGCUGCCCCCCGAGCCCAGCCUGCUGCUGCUCAGCGCCGUCCAUCUGCGCGCCGCCUGGCGCACGCCGCUGGACCGCAAGAAGACGGUGCUGCUGCCCUUCCUGCGGCCCGGGCAGGCCCCCCGCAAGGUGCCCACCAUGACCAGCGCCAAGUACCCCGUGGCCUCCUUCAGCGACUCCCGCCUGCGGGCACAGGUGGGGCGGCUGGAGCUGCACGGGGGGCUGAGCCUCGUGGUGCUGAUGCCGCGGGAGCCGCUGGAGCCCCUGGAGAGCCUGGAGCGGGCUCUGGACCCCGCCACCUUCCUGGCGCUGCUGCGGCGGGCGGCCCGCACCCCGCCCCGGGCCACCGCGCUGUCCCUGCCCCGCCUGCGCCUCGACCUCGCCCUGGACGUGGUGCCUCUGCUCCACGACAUGGAUUUCGGGCUGUUCCUGGACGCGGAGCUGUGCGGGCUGGCGCGGGGCCCGGCCGCGGUGGACACGGCCCGGCACCGGGCGGUGCUGGCGCUGGACGAGGCCGGCGUGGAGGCGGCGGCGGCCAUGGCCACCUCGGUGGCGCGCUCGGCCCUGGUGCUGGAGGCCCUGCGCCCCUUCCUCUUCGUCCUGUGGCACAACAGCGGCGACUUCCCCGUCUUCAUGGGCCGUCUCAGCGACCCGCAGCCCUGACUCUGCUCCUCCUGUGCCUGUCCUCCCUCCUCCCACCCCCCCUCCAUCCUUCCCUCCCGCCCCCUCCUCCCUCCAUCCCUGCCUCCUCCUCUCCCUGCUUCCCUCCUUCCCUCUCUCCUUUACCCCUCUCGUCCCAUCCUUC